AUGAGGGUGAAACAAUCCAACAGACUUCCCCAGGAAAAAGAUCCACAGGUUGCCCGCAGAGCGGUGCAAAAGGUGGUAAAGCGCAGUCACGCUCGCACUGCAACUCCUUCAGAAGAACCCUCUCAGAAGUUUGCUACCGUGAUCCAGGACUUGGCUGUUCAAAGGCCACGUAAGGGGGGAGAAGAAGAACCUUCCUGGUUCAUUGCCGAAGCUUCGAAGCUUAAUCCCGCGUUGUUCCACAAACACAUCGAGGCUUUGGGUUUGAGCGAGGCGAACGUGAUAUGCCCGGACCCUCAUCAGAAAGCCAAUAGGCCUGGUGGAGCAUACUGCACCUGGUCGAGGCAUCAUGUGCACGCCGGAGCGACACUUCCAUUACACACCUAUUUCCGGUCUGUAGCGGAUUACUUCAAUGUCUCCCCGUUUCAUAUUGCACCGAAUGGGAUCCAGGCAUUGUCUGCAUUAUACAUUCUCUACUUCCUGCAUGGUUGGGACGAGCCCACCCCUCAUGAGUCCAAUGCGGGCACGGAGCUAGUGACUGACCAGCUUUCUCCUGGACCUUCUCCGCUCUUUCGUAGACCUGGUGACCUUAUCAUUAGGGAGCCUGAGCCUCAGCACCGAUCCGCCAUUCCCGCUCGGUCCGGGAAAGGAAAGGCUAUCCAGGUUGAGAGAGAACUCAGCUCAUCCUCGGACGACGAGGAUGAGUUUGUCGAUCAGAUUCUCAACGCAGAUCCAAAUAUGUUCAGGCAGUGCAUUGCUUCUUCUCCAAAGAGGAAAGCUGGCGAUGGAAGUGGCUCCAUGCCCCCGAGGAAGAUUCCGAAGGUAGUGCCGCCCAACCGAGGGAGACAACCCGAGGGGUCGACCACACUCCCACCGUUAGCUCCUUCGUCACUCUCUUCAUCAGCGAGCCUAACUCCUCCAGGUCCGCCUGGCCCGAGCAAGGCACUCCGGGCUGCUGAUACCAAGCUCAGGGGGUCAGCUGAUCAGACCCUCCGUGAUGCAUCAACGAUUCAAAGCUUUGAAUCUCUUCCCUGGCUUAGUGUCGAUCCUGUCCUAGAUAGAGGGAUUGCUCAGCUGACACACACCCUCAUGACCUUCUGCCACGCCCAGCAACGGUCGGUCAAUUAUAAGGAGUUGAUCAAGGUGCUGAAUGAUCAACUGGUGGAGGCCCAAGCCAAAGUAGAGACUCUAAUUGCCUUGAAAAAAGACUCCAAAUCCAAGUUGGAGCAGGCGGAAAAGACCGUGGCUGAACGGGAUGAGUCUCUUAGGAGACUAUCUGAUGAGAAUCAGCAGCAGGCUCAAACCAACCAGUCCUUGAGUGCUCAACUGGAGAAGCUGACCCUUGAGAAUAAGGAGUUAGCUCGUGAGAAUGAGGGAUUGGUAAGCGAGAAUGAAGAGUUGAAACAAAAGAAGGAGUUUGAUUUAAUUCGCUUUGAGGAGGCUAGCUUCGACUGCUUUUAUCAGGUCUGGAAGCUGAAUAAACCUCUCAAGCUCGAUUUUUUCACCAAGGAGGUUCAGGCAGAGGAGCUUGCUAGAUGUGAAGCAAGGGCUGCUGAGGAAGCUGCCAAUCCUCCUGGCCCUACUCCAGCCUCCUCUACGUUAUCAUUCCGAGCAAGAGGAGCAGCUGAGGCCGAGGAGGGGGUUGACCAACCCACCAGAGAAGCACGCCAGUAACUCCUCAUCUUGCCAGAGCACACCUGCAUGACUAGUUGUAGUUUUACUAGUUUUUAUCAUAGUUUGCUUUAUCUUGUAUACUUUUGCUCGGAUGAUUGAGCCAUUUUGACACUUAGCACUUUACUUUUUUCUUUUUUGACUAACUCUAAACUUUUAAGUCUUUAUUGUGAAUAGUAAAGUUCCUAGAUGCCUCAAAUUUCACAUGAGUAUUUAGUUUUCUAACUUAGAAAUUCUAAACAUUUCAUAAGUCCAUACUAAAUAUACUUCCUCAUGCUUUUAUUGCUCUAACUUUUUAUGAGCAUAAAUUUUAUCAUUACACGAAUAUCUGU
Messenger RNA from Humulus lupulus (European hop), 2000 nucleotides. RefSeq lists its product as uncharacterized. The transcript has 4 exons. Lineage: Eukaryota; Viridiplantae; Streptophyta; Magnoliopsida; Rosales; Cannabaceae. The coding region runs from base 1 to 1671 and encodes 556 amino acids. The record is from RefSeq and is a predicted model, not a curated record.